Messenger RNA from Triplophysa rosa, 1802 nucleotides. It is a transcript of the gene camk2d2, whose product is annotated as calcium/calmodulin-dependent protein kinase (CaM kinase) II delta 2. Gene Ontology annotation, biological process: protein phosphorylation. The transcript is spliced from 18 exons. The record is from RefSeq and is a predicted model, not a curated record. Gene Ontology annotation, molecular function: calcium/calmodulin-dependent protein kinase activity; calmodulin binding; ATP binding. The coding region runs from base 309 to 1802 and encodes 497 amino acids. Gene Ontology annotation, cellular component: cytoplasm; neuron projection. NCBI's taxonomy places the organism in Eukaryota, Metazoa, Chordata, Actinopteri, Cypriniformes, Nemacheilidae.
GAGAAGGGGGCGAGGUGCUGUGAACACGUCCGAAAGAGAGAUGGCAACGUCAACGCGCAUAUUGAUGAGCCCAUGGAACAGUCGGAUGUGAACGCGCUUUUUCCUUACGUUGGUGAUCGACCCCCCACGUUACCAUAUCUAAUCAACUGCCAUCGAUCGGCGCAUCUCACCUCGAGAGACAGAAACCUAAGCGGACUCUACGAAAAUUUGCUCAAGUGCUCUCCUUUCGGUGUUAAGGAGGGACGAGAGGAGACCGUCUGCGCUUCUCCGCAUCAUCCUCUUCCUCGCGUUGCCGAUUCCCCAUCACAAUGGCUCUGACCAUUUGCACCAGAUUUACGGACGAAUAUCAGCUUUAUGAGGAGCUCGGAAAGGGAGCGUUUUCUGUUGUGAGACGAUGCGUGAAAAUAUCAUCCGGCCAAGAGUAUGCUGCCAAAAUCAUCAACACGAAGAAGCUGUCUGCCAGGGAUCACCAGAAGUUGGAGAGAGAGGCCAGAAUUUGCCGUCUCUUGAAACACCCGAAUAUUGUGCGACUUCAUGACAGCAUAUCGGAGGAAGGCUUCCAUUACCUAGUUUUUGAUCUGGUUACCGGAGGUGAGCUGUUUGAAGAUAUUGUAGCGAGAGAAUAUUACAGCGAAGCUGAUGCCAGUCACUGCAUUCAGCAGAUUUUGGAGAGCGUUCAUCACUGCCAUGUCAAUGGGAUCGUCCACCGGGAUCUGAAGCCUGAGAAUUUACUGUUGGCCAGUAAGAUGAAGGGAGCUGCAGUUAAGCUUGCUGACUUUGGUUUGGCCAUUGAGGUCCAGGGUGAUCAGCAGGCAUGGUUUGGUUUUGCUGGUACACCAGGUUAUCUGUCCCCAGAGGUUUUGAGAAAAGAUCCUUAUGGCAAACCUGUAGACAUGUGGGCAUGUGGUGUAAUUCUCUACAUCCUGCUUGUUGGAUAUCCGCCAUUUUGGGAUGAAGACCAGCAUCGCCUCUACCAGCAGAUCAAGGCUGGCGCCUAUGACUUUCCCUCCCCUGAGUGGGACACGGUGACCCCCGAAGCUAAAGAUCUGAUUAAUAAGAUGUUGACCAUCAACCCUUCGAAACGCAUCACAGCUGCCGAAGCUCUCAAACACCCAUGGAUCUGCCAACGCUCAACUGUAGCCUCCAUGAUGCACAGACAGGAGACCGUUGAGUGCUUGAAGAAGUUCAAUGCCAGAAGAAAGCUCAAGGGUGCAAUUUUGACCACUCUGCUGGUCACAAGAAACUUCUCAGCCAAAACCUUGUUGAACAAGAAGACAGAUGGUGUGAAGGUUAACAACAAAACCAACCUAGCCAGCAGCCCCAAAGACACAGGCCCCGCCCCAGCACUGGAGUCUCAAGAAGAUCCCACUCACACCCUAGACUCUCUAUGUGUUUCAGCUCGAAAGCAGGACAUCAUAAAGGUGACCGAGCAGUUGAUCGAGUCCAUCAACAACGGCGACUUUGAGGCUUACGCAAAGAUUUGUGAUCCUGGUUUAACUUCCUUUGAGCCAGAGGCGCUGGGAAAUUUGGUGGAGGGACAUGAUUUCCACAGGUUCUACUUUGAUAAUGCAUUGUCUAAAGGUAAUAAACCUGUACACACUAUCCUACUGAACCCCCACGUGCACCUGAUCGGCGAGGACGCGGCAUGCAUUGCCUACAUCCGUCUGACUCAGUACAUGGACGCGAGCGGGAUGCCGCGCACCAUGCAGUCAGAGGAGACCCGUGUGUGGCACCGCCGAGAUGGAAAGUGGCUGAACAUUCACUUCCAUCGCUCCGGAGCCCCCAGCGUGCCCAUCAAGUAA